AUGAAGUCAGUAAUUGUCGACCGGCCAGCUCCUGCGGAUGAUCGACAGGGCGAAGUUGAAGCAGACCUACAAUUCUUACUCGACGCUCAGGCCGAGGGACUUGUGAAUGGCUUUGGCGGCGAAGCGGAUGAUCUUUCGUCUACUGGAAGCACCACUCCUACUGCGCAGAGCAUGCGGAGUGCUUCUGCAAGACGAAAGGCACGAGCUGCCACAAAGACACCGAGUUUGCGGAAAGCUAGGAAAGGGAUCUACAACAGCAUAAUAGCACUGUCUGCUGUCAAGGAUGAAGAGCUGCAAAUAGUCGACGAAGAGGCCGCGGAACAGCAGAGGACACUUGUGCAGAUCGAUGAUUGGGAGCAGAAACGGCAGGGGUUACAGGAAGCGAUGAGGAAUGUCAAUGAUGGCGAAGAGACGUUUCGUGCGCAACGGCUGAGGCGCGAGGCAGAUGCUAUGCAGGAACAGAUCAAUGCAGUGGAAUUGCAACUUGCAGAUCUACAAAGCCGACAAAGAAAGCUUCUGCGACAAGCAGCCGCAGCUGAGAACGCUGUGCAGGCGAGGAUGGCUUCCUAUACCUCCUCUCGGAGUAUGCUAGAAGCCGAUGUGCAGAGGUUUCUCUCCUUGCAUUCUACGGGUGAUCGGUCUCACAGUGACGAACAUUCGAGACCUGACCGCGUGGCUAAGCAAACAAACCUUCACGCAGCGCGCGAGCAGUGUCAAGCCGACCGGAAGGUCGCGUUGCAGCACCAUCAGGAUAUCGAGAACGAGAAAUCGGCGCUGAAUGGGGGCGCUGCAGUCUGGCAAGACGUUGUCGCGCACGUUACAGACUUCGAGAAGCGCUUGCGAGCGAGUCUGACUGAGUUCUCCAACUCGCAGUCAGCAUGGGAUGAACCAACAUCGCAGCCUCCGAACAACGACCAGUCGACGAAAGAUCUGCUUGGAAAUCUGGAAAGCGUCUUGGCCCAUAUCGAAGCAAAGUACAGCCUGGCUGAGGAGCGAGACUGGAAAUUGUUGAUAGCUGCGAUCGGAGCCGAAGUAGAUGCUUUACGACGAGGUCGAGAUCUUUUACAGAAUAUUUUGCACGUCGCAUCUUCGCAUGGAGUGGAAGGGGAAGGUGAUGAGUUAGUGGACACUGGGAGUCCUGUCAGUGUCAAGGAUGGUGAAGAUGGCAACGCUAUUCAUGAGCUCGAUAAGAGCUUCGAAACGGCGCGACGUCCUUCACAACGGCAAGCCAGAUCUGACAGUAGUGAGGAUGGUGGACCUGAUCCCGAGUUACUGUUUUCGAGGCAGGAUCUUGAUCGAUAG
This is a messenger RNA of Recurvomyces mirabilis, 1302 nucleotides long. RefSeq lists its product as uncharacterized. Lineage: Eukaryota; Fungi; Ascomycota; Dothideomycetes; Mycosphaerellales; Teratosphaeriaceae. The record is from RefSeq and is a predicted model, not a curated record. The coding region runs from base 1 to 1302 and encodes 433 amino acids. The transcript has a single exon.